Messenger RNA from Huiozyma naganishii CBS 8797, 2067 nucleotides. RefSeq names its product Atg20p (gene ATG20). Gene Ontology annotation, molecular function: phosphatidylinositol binding. Lineage: Eukaryota; Fungi; Ascomycota; Saccharomycetes; Saccharomycetales; Saccharomycetaceae. Gene Ontology annotation, biological process: retrograde transport, endosome to Golgi. The transcript has a single exon. The record is from RefSeq and is a predicted model, not a curated record. The coding region runs from base 1 to 2067 and encodes 688 amino acids.
AUGGGUAAAAAGUCUAAGCAGAAACGCAAACAGGGGGUACAGACAGGUAACAGUGUCAACGUGUCUUCAUCUUCGGUUAGUUCAGGUAAUCCAACACGAGGAGCAUCCCCAUUAGCGACUGCUAACUCCAACAAUAUGUCUGGUGAUUCAGUGCAUACGGGGUAUGACAGCGAACUGCAGGCCAGUGACCAGAAACAGAGUUCUACAUUUUAUGAUAGCAAUGGAGGUGAUGACAAAAAGACAACAAACGCUGUGGAGAGUAGAAUGAUUCAUACAGCCUUGAUGGAGGAAGAUAAUCCAUUUAUGGAGAAAUACGCCAGUGAGGUGAGCCUGGACAAAGAUAAUGUUUCCGAUCGGUCGCGAUUGGGCGAUGCAGAAAAGGAUCACGAUAGAAUGAAAUCAACGAAUUCAGAUAGUAACGCGCGAAAUGUUAAUGAUGUCGAUGAUGAUGACGAUGAAGGAUUAAUGUCUGCUCCUAUGAUAGCAAAGGUUCACAACAGGAAUGUUGUGGAAUCUGAACGUUUCACGAAAAAGCGAAACUCCUUAGUUGAACGGACUAACGUGUCUGAUAAGAGGCACGCGCGCAUUUUGGAAGCGGGGAAGGUAUCAGAGUUGCAAGGAAGAAGUUACAUAACUUACACCAUACAGUAUAACAAUUUCACUGUUCGGCGGAGAUAUAAUGACUUUGAAAAUUUGAGAGACUUGCUUGUUAAACUAUUUCCGACAAUCCUGAUUCCACCAAUUCCAGAGAAGCAAUCAAUAAGAAAUUAUGGCAAAGCCAUAACUGGUGCGACCGGUUCGCAAUAUUUUUUACCAUCCGACCACACUGGAUCAGUAGACCUAACAACUUCGGUCAUUAAUGGCACCAAGAAAAACCAGGACGAAACUUUAAUACGACAUAGAAUUAGGGUACUAACUCAGUUUUUGAACAAAGUGCUGAACAACGACGAAAUUAUGAAGACCCCCAUUAUUGUUGACUUCUUAGACUCGAAUAACCGUGUAUGGAGCGAGUUUGUUGCCAGCUCUGCUACUUUUACAUCGCUCCCCAAAAACGUUCUGCAGUGUAACCCUUUAGAUCCAACCAGCUCAACAAGAGUCCAUGCCUCAUUACCCAUUCCCACCACAACUCAUAUUCAUUUACCAAAAGAAAAGGUGACAAAUUCAAAGGAUCCGGAAACCUUGGAUGAAAAAUUGAUGAAGUUUAAUUAUUCCUUUCAAAAACUGGAUCAAGAGUACAAAAAAUACGAGGAUAUAAUGGCGAAUGGGUUAACCAAGUUGAACAAAAAGCUUACGAAAAGCUUGAGUGGCUUGAUUGUCGAAUACAAAGAAAUUAGUGAGGAAUCAGCAGAAUUUACAAAAGAAGCCGGGAAGGAAUUUGAACUUGCCAGCCAACUGGCUCUGCUUAGCAGAACAUAUGAUGAAUCAGCUAUAACAUUUGAACAACUAGUAAGUCGAUUACAUUACAAUGUAAACGAACCGCUCGGUGAAAGCGCUUUGGUGGCCACAUCUGUUAGAGAAUUGAUCAAAUAUAGAAGAAUGAAAUUGAUCCAGUUGGAAACAUUGAGAAAAACACUACGGAGUAAGAAUGAUCAGCUUCGUAAACUGGAACAAGAGAAAAAUGACUUCAGCGCAGUAGAUAACGUGAUUAACCAAGAAACUGCAAAGUCCGGCCAAAUUACCUUUGAUAGACCACCAACAGCACCAAAAGGUUAUGGUGGGAAACUGUUGAACAAGUUUUCUAAAAUUGCUACAAUUGUGAAGGAUACCGUCAAUUAUCAAGAAGUUGAUCCUCAAACUUUAAAACUUUCGCUAGAGAAUGAUAUUGCGAAGCUACAAGAGAUGUUAAGCGUUGCAGAAAAUGAUCUACUAGUAAUAUCCGCUGAAAUUAAGGAGAGAGAACUGCCCAAAUUUUCCAAAGAGCGGGAGGAAGAAUUGACAGAUAUUAUGAGACAUUACUCCAGGUAUAUGAAAAUACAUGCUGAAAAGAAUCUAGAGAUUUGGAAAAAGCUGAAGAGCGAUCAAAGUGAAGCCGAAAGCAACGUAAAGCAGGUAGACAAUAAUACAUAA